UAUCAUAGGAAUGGGACCAUUUACGAGUCCCCAUCAAUAAUUACUAAUUUCGUAAUUAUUUUUAGAAAAGAUUCUGGAAUAGUCAUACUUAGGAUGGAGUUAAGUGAACCUACUGCAUCAAGUCAUUAACUUCAUAGUAAUAAUGUAUAAGCAUCACUCAGCAUUAAAGUUGCCUCCAUGACCAGCAAAGCCCUUUUACUCUCAUGCCCUCAUAAUCACCUACAUCUAUAAAUUUUGGGAAAGCCAAUAAAUACGGGCCAGCUACAGUAAUUCUUCUGUGGAGAAAAUUCUCUGAAAAAAUAUUCGGUCCGGCGCGAGACUGUCGCCCAGGAUAGAUGUAUUGUAGUCUACCAUCGGUGCAGUGAUGCAAUUGCUCUGAUGCCAUAAAACAGCAGGAAAGUAAGAUGACGAAGUUGGAAUGCUAUUUAGAACAUACAGAUAGAAAACCUGUAAAAGCUGUCGAUCGAAGAAUGGUCCAUGCCUUCAUCUUUCAAAUUUCUGGUCUCAAACAUACAGUCUGUCGUCAAUACCUCUCUAUCCACAGAUGAUUAUCCAAUAUGGAAGUCCCAAAUGUCAAAGAUAAUUAACGCCUAUGGAUUCGUUGGAUUCAUCGAAAGAUCCACUUGUAAACAUCCAGCUUCGUCACUGAUGAAGCCGGAAUACCAACCUCCUCACACAGCCUUCGUCACUGAUGAAGCCGGAAUAUCAACCUCGAACCCAGCUUACAUUACUUGGAUUCUAAUUGACCAGAAAGCUGCAGCGAUCUUGUCUACAAUCUCCACCAUGAUUCUACCCUAUGUCAUCAAUCUGGACAGCUGCUAUGAAAUUUGGAAUCAAACGAUGACAGUAUUUGACACAAAUCAAAGUGCCUUGGACAAUAUAGCUGCAGAGGGGAAGAUGUCAUGCUCUACAUUCUCAAGGGUCUACCUCCAUCUUACCAAGCUUUUAAAACUGCCAUCAGAACUUCUCCUCUACCUAUAAGCCUUAAAGACCUGUAUUCCCUCCUUCACAGCGAAAAAAUCAAUAUCUCCACCGAAAACCAAACAAAACCCACUCAACCUGAUAGUCACGCAGCAUUAGACGCCCAAAGAGGAAGAGGUCACAGCUCCUACGAGAUAGUCACGCAAAUGUUUCUCGACGAAAAUCUUCCAACAACUCGUACCGAAACACAAAUGAAGGAAAUUGGAAAAACCUAAGGCCACUAGUGCUGUCAUAUGCCAGAUCUGCCUCAAGCCAGGCCAUGCGGCACCCCAAUGUUGGCAUAGGUUGAACCACAUCUACAACCCAACAAGCUCCAGAUCAUACAACCCUCAUCACUUCUUCUACUCCCGACCAGGAUUGAUACAUUGACACCGGAGACUCACAACACGUGACCGCUGAUAUCGGCAUUACACAGAAUUAAGAACCUUACCAAGGUCAAUAUCAGAUCUACAUCGGCAAUGGAAAUACAAUUUUCAUCCAAAACACUGGCCAGGGCCUGCUGCCUACUACUACUA
This is a messenger RNA of Phalaenopsis equestris, 1496 nucleotides long. RefSeq lists its product as uncharacterized. The coding region runs from base 478 to 981 and encodes 167 amino acids. The record is from RefSeq and is a predicted model, not a curated record. The transcript has 2 exons. Lineage: Eukaryota; Viridiplantae; Streptophyta; Magnoliopsida; Asparagales; Orchidaceae.